This is a messenger RNA of Phytophthora infestans T30-4, 1791 nucleotides long. RefSeq names its product ankyrin-like protein. Gene Ontology annotation, molecular function: transcription cis-regulatory region binding; protein binding. NCBI's taxonomy places the organism in Eukaryota, Oomycota, Peronosporomycetes, Peronosporales, Peronosporaceae. Gene Ontology annotation, cellular component: nucleus. The coding region runs from base 1 to 1791 and encodes 596 amino acids. Gene Ontology annotation, biological process: positive regulation of transcription by RNA polymerase II. The record is from RefSeq and is a predicted model, not a curated record. The transcript has 3 exons.
AUGCAGCUCCAGCUCGUAUUGGGCGACGACCUCGACGUUCUACCGUCUUCACAAACGAAACUACGGCCUAUGCGUGACGUCGAAGCGGCCAGCAGCAUACUCAACGCCCCACGGCGCGCUGAGCUCUCGCGACAGCGUCAUUGUGUGGACUUUGAGCACCAGACCAUCGAGCUGCGUCAGGCCUUCCGUACAGCCCCCGAGCCCGUGACGUUAGAGUCUCCUCCACGCAACUCUAGCCCCACCUCCAUCCUGCGCAAUCGGUCCACGUCAGCCAGCCUAAAGAAGAAAAAGAAGGUCUCGUUCAUGCAGACGGAACCUGAACAGGAGCUUGAACAGAGCUUCAGCAAUCAGUGCAGCUGUCAGAGCUUAAAGCCCUCGGACGACGUCAAGGACAUGCAGUCUCCCAUCCACGCUGUUUGCAGGAGAGCCGAGCUACAGGCGCUCAAGCAUUUACUGAGCUUCUAUUUCGGUGCAGACCUGAUUAAGCUCGUAAACUCAAGCUGUGCAUGUGGCCGUACGCCACUCGAAGUGGCCUGUGAAGCGGGUGACCUUAGGAUAGUCAAAUUGUUGCUCAAGCGCCACGCAGAUCCCAACAGUGCAGGCAGCGCGAAGCCCGGAGCGAAGCAGACUCUGUCCGCCCAUAUUCGCAACCACAGGAGACGCAGUAUCGACCCAAUGUUUACGCGCAAGCGGAAACAGCAGACUUGCUUGAGUAUUGCUUGCAAGAACCGCAAGUGCGAUAUAUUGGAGCUAUUGAUGCAGUACGGCGCUCGGAUUGACGAGGACGCGUUGGUGAUGGCAGCUAGCCACGGUCAUGAGGAUGUGGUCCGUACCCUUGUGAACUUUGCCAAUGCGGAUGUCAAGAAGAAGGCCAGUCCAGUGCAUCACCUUUUCCAUAAGAAAGGAGCGGAAGCCAAUGAACGUGUCUACGUGCCGCUGAUCUCCAGCUCUACGUUGCAGAAGGCCUGUUCCGCUGCGGCAGUUAAACACCCAGAGCUGAUUCGCGUCCUUUUGGGCGAAGGCAAGAACACCGUUUCUAAGCAGAAUGUGGUCAAGUGUGCGUUCGACGCCGUCAACUUGCCGGAUUAUCGUCUGAUUAAGUGUUUGACCAAGAUGUACGACCUCCGACUGCUGCUUGAAGCACGCGACAAGACCUCACAGAGCUCGCUACUGCAUGCAGCAGUGAAGAAUGGCAGCGCUAAGACCGUUCUUCUGUUGAUCAAGAUGGGUGCUGAUGUUCAUGCAAGAGACGGAAGCGGCAUUCCACCUCUGUACUUGGCAUGUGCUCGUGGUCAAGAGGUUGUGGUACAGUCUCUGCUGGAGAAAGGGGCCAAGUGUACAGCGGUGGGUCCCGGUGGUGAGACGCCACUGCAUAUCGCUGCUCAGGAGAACCAACUAGCGUGUGUGAAAUUGUUGCUGGAAGUUGGUAAGGUACCGGUGGACGGCGUGACUCACGAUCGCUGUACGGCCCUCCAUUUGGCGUCUCAGCGAGGCAACACAGCAGUCGCUGCGUGUUUACUGGACCAUGGAGCUAACGUGGAUGCUAUGACGGCAGACAACGAGUCGCCGCUGCUCAAGGCCAGUCGCAUGAGUCAGUUCCAGACCGUCAAGCUGCUUCUAUCCCGUAACGCCAGCACUCAGCAACCCAUUUUGACGUCGAGUUCCUCUGAGCACAAGCUGACGGUUUCUAGUGGAGAAUCCUUCGACAAGAACAACGAGCGGAUCUUCAUCGCCAAGUCCAACACGCACACAUCGCUCAAGCAUUGGCUUCGCUCCGUGCUCAACAACUAA